AAGAAUGAUCAAAAUGACCCGACCAUCCAAUUGAUCAUCAUACCAGACCAGCUGGUAAUGGAUGGCCGAUCGGCGGGUGGAUGUGAGCGCCAAGCCAAGAAGACCUACUACCAUGGAGUACGAAAGGCGCCAAGCAAGGGUCAGGUCUGCCAAUCCCAAGGGUCAUUACCCAAGGGCUUGGAGAUGUUUCCUCUGCCGACCGGCGUUAUUGCAGCCCUCCGCCAAGCCCCCGUGCCGAGCUCUUUAG
Molecule: messenger RNA, 247 nt
Organism: Pyricularia oryzae 70-15
Lineage: Eukaryota; Fungi; Ascomycota; Sordariomycetes; Magnaporthales; Pyriculariaceae
Exons: 1
Coding region: 62-247 (61 amino acids)
Source: RefSeq, a predicted model, not a curated record